Messenger RNA from Papaver somniferum (opium poppy), 837 nucleotides. Its product is annotated as Werner Syndrome-like exonuclease. The coding region runs from base 1 to 837 and encodes 278 amino acids. The record is from RefSeq and is a predicted model, not a curated record. Gene Ontology annotation, biological process: nucleobase-containing compound metabolic process. The transcript has a single exon. Gene Ontology annotation, cellular component: nucleus; cytoplasm. Lineage: Eukaryota; Viridiplantae; Streptophyta; Magnoliopsida; Ranunculales; Papaveraceae. Gene Ontology annotation, molecular function: nucleic acid binding; 3'-5' exonuclease activity.
AUGGCAGGAUCAUCAGUUGAGAAAGUCCAGAAUGGUUUGUCUGGUCUUUCUCUCGGUGACCAGAUGAGCAGCAACAGUAGUACCAAUGGUGGUAAUGCUCGUGGUGAUAAGAAUACAGGCAUUGUAGUAGUUGAUAAGUCUAAGGAUACACAUCAUACCUACAAAGUGUUCUAUUACAAGGAUACAAUCUUUACCACCGUAACCCAUACAGCAUCUGUGGUCGAUCAAUGGCUUGCGGAUCUCUACAAAGAUUACGACGUCACUAAGUUGAAUAAUAGUAUUGUUGUGGGUCUUGAUAUCGAAUGGAUACGAUUAAGAAGUGACAACAGCGUUAGACGAAACAAAGUUGCUGUGUUGCAAUUGUGUUUGGAUAAACGUUGUCUUAUAUUUCAGUUCGCGUGCUGUGACCAAGUUCCCAAAUCACUCAAGGAUUUUCUUGGUAACAACAAGUUUAUCUUUGUUGGAUCUGGGGUCGAUGCCGAUGCCCACAAGCUUAAGGUCGAUCAUGGUUUGAUGGUUGCUAGAACUGAAGAACUUGGCAGUUUGGCUGCUUAUAAGCUCCCUGACAGUAACUGGCUUCACAGAGCUGGGUUGAAGAAUUUGGUAAAAGAGGUUCUCCAACAAGAGUUGCCAAAGAGGGGAUACGGAUACCCCCUGUUAAGCAACUGGGAAAGUGAUUUCUUAAGCGAUGAACAGAUUGAAUAUGCUUGUUUAGAUGCUGUUGUUUCGUUUAAACUAGGUUUUUGUUUGAUGAGUCGAGCCGAGCCGAGCCGAGCCGAGCCAAGCCAUUACGUUCUUAUCGGAACAACAAGAACAACAACCCCCAGCCAGAGAUGA